This is a messenger RNA of Pseudophryne corroboree (corroboree frog), 2110 nucleotides long. RefSeq names its product myomaker, myoblast fusion factor (gene MYMK). Gene Ontology annotation, cellular component: membrane. The record is from RefSeq and is a predicted model, not a curated record. NCBI's taxonomy places the organism in Eukaryota, Metazoa, Chordata, Amphibia, Anura, Myobatrachidae.
AAUCCAUUGUGUGCAGUCUGCGCAGCCCAGGACUUACUCCUACACUGCCAUCAGAAGAGGCUGAUCGGGGCUGGAGCUGACGUCACACACCCUCCCUGAAAACGCUUGGGCACGCCUGUGUUUUUCUGGACACUCCCAGUAAACGGUCAGUUGCCGCCCACAGACUGCCUCCUCCUGUCAUUCACCUGCCCGUGCAAUCGGAUUUUUCACACUAUCCCGUUGCUGACCGGCGAUGCCCGUUGUUGUUGUCCGAUGCGCGUGCGCAUUGCGGUGCAUACGCAUGCGCAGUUAGAAAAUGCACAGCAGCGGUCGGGUCUGAAUGACCCCCAUAGUUUGUAUCAGCCAGCAAUGGGUUGUACUGACAUCACAUAGGAAUGGAUAGGUAUAACACACAUUAGUUUAUUCCGCAAAUGCCGACACUCUCCGACUUAGCAGGGCGCUGAAUUGAAUAGACCCCAAUGAGAGGUCUCUCUUCAGUCAGAAAGUUCAGUCCAGUUAAUGUGACCAAAUAUUAGAAAGUAACAGCGUCCUCCUUUCUGAAAGGGUUAACGUGACAGGCGAAGCCUCAGACAUUGAAAUAGAACAAUUCAGCUGUCACGGCACACGCUCCCUUGCCUGGCACCUGUUACCACUCUGCAUAGCUUCCACCCAUGUGUUGGACAUUUAACUUUAUUAAAUCUCCCCUGCCUCAGCUGUGCCUCAGUCGUGAGACCCUGCCCAUACCAAACACAGGGACCAUUCAGGCUUCUACCGUCUCACUCUGCCAUGGGCUCUAUAGUGGCAAAGCUUCUCUUACCAACUAUCAGCAGCCUGGCAUUCCUGCCAACCAUCAGUAUUGCUGCAAAAAGGAAGUUCCACAUGGAAGCGAUGGUGUAUUUUUUCACCAUGUUCUUCAUUGCGAUUUACCAUGCGUGUGACGGUCCAGGACUAUCGGUGAUCUGUUUCAUGAGAUACGACCUCCUGGAAUACUUCAGUGUGUACGGGACAGCACUGUCCAUGUGGGUGUCACUAAUAGGUAAGCUCGGAGGGCCUGGUGGUCACUGGUCUGACUUUGAUGAACCCAAGAGGUCCACGCUUGUGAUGUUUGGCGUCCUCACCAUUGCAGUGCGGAUAUAUCAGGAUCGCUGGGGGUAUGGGGUCUACUCGGGGCCUAUUGGGACUGCAGUGCUGAUGAUCACAGUGAAAUGGCUGACCAAGAUGAAGGAGAAGAGAGGACUGUACCCGGAUAAAAGCGUUUACACCCAGCAGAUCGGGCCGGGAUUCUGCUUCGCUCUGGCCUUAAUGCUGCGCUUUUUCUUUGAGGAAUGGGACUAUACCUACGUGCACAGUUUCUACCACUGCUCCCUGGCCAUGUCCUUUGUGCUCCUACUUCCCAAGAUCAACAAGAAAGCAGGAACUGGGACCGACGCCGCCAAGAUGAACUGCUCCACUCUGUGCUGCUGUGUGUGACGGAGCUGGGGACCUAACCAAGGACUGAGAAGCAGCUGGUGGGGGGGGCUCAGUCACAGGCUUACUUCUGCUAGACAGACACUGAGCAAUCUCAUCCGCUGCUCUGCGCUGUCUGCAUGUGCGAGGAGGGCUGUCGCUGCGUACUACAGAUACCACCAAGGGGGAUUACUGCUCAGCUGAUCACAUUUCUUAUGUGUCAGACACGGGCCGGUGGAAAGAACAUGUUACUUAACAUAAAUGAUGUUUUUGUAAUUCUGUUUUGUAAAACCCUUAGUAAGAUGUAUUGAAUUCAUACUGUUUGUACAUUUUUAUUUUAUAUAUAGAAUUUUAUGUUUAUUUGAGAAUGUAUAACACUUUGUGCACUAUUUGUUUUUUAUUUGCUGUAGUAAAUGGAAUUACUUUUGAUCUGUGAAGGUUCAUGUACAUGCGGACUUCGUUCUCCGUUGUCUGCCAGUGUAGUGAUCUGUAGCUUUUGUGCGGCAGGCGGGAAAUAAAGGGUCCUACACACUUAUAGAUCAUUUAUAGCGAUAUGGGCGAUAUCAUUGAAAAAAUGAACGAUAUAUCGUUAAUAUCGUUCAGUGUGUAGACAUCAAUGAUGAACUAUGCGCGUCCCCGCAGUUGUUCAUCGUUGGUCUAUCAUCAUUUAUUCAUGCAAGCCACU